AUGAUUGACACGGUUCACUUGGUAUUUACUGGUCCUAGCGGUUCUGGGAAGUCCACGAUCAUAGGUCAUGUUUUAUCCAGGUUUCCAUUUGAAUUUUCUGUGUCUCACACAACCAGGGCGCCUAGAGAAGGAGAGGUGAAUGGAAAAGACUAUUACUUCGUGACUGUAAGGGAGUUUGAGGAGAUGGUUAGGGGCCAAGAACUCCUCGAGUAUGUCCGGUAUAACGGAAACUAUUAUGGAACAUCUGCAUCCCAGCUGAAAAACACUCGGAAAACCGUGCUCCUCGACUUGGAGUAUGAUGGUGUUCUGUACUGUAAGAAAAAUUGCCCCAACUUUGUUAUCAUAUACAUUCACUGCGAUAAGGAUGUUGCCCGUGAAAGAUUGGAGAAGAGAAUGGGAAGUGGGCUCAAAAGGGAGAUAGAAGCACGAAUGGACCUUUAUGAGGCAUUUAAUUCGAUAAGAGGCAAAUGCGACUAUGAAGUCGACAACACACAUUCUCUUGAAAAGUCUAAGAAAGAGGUCGAGAAGAUCAUAUCCAAGGUGUUCAUGCUCUGA
This is a messenger RNA of Encephalitozoon hellem ATCC 50504, 555 nucleotides long. RefSeq names its product guanylate kinase. Gene Ontology annotation, molecular function: GMP kinase activity. The coding region runs from base 1 to 555 and encodes 184 amino acids. Gene Ontology annotation, cellular component: cytosol. Lineage: Eukaryota; Fungi; Microsporidia; Unikaryonidae. The transcript has a single exon. The record is from RefSeq and is a predicted model, not a curated record.